ACUGCGCAUUUAUUCCAAUCCCAUCACAAUCACCGUUACCAUCUUCGUCUCCAAUCAAUUGAGCUUCAAGCCUUCAACUCCCGAACUGCCCUAACUGUUCCUUUAAUACCAAGAAAAAGAAACAGAAUCUAUCCCCCCACCACCCCCCCCGCGUUCUCUCUCUUUCUCUCUCUCUCCCUUUCCCUUCAAGCAAAAACAAUGGCUUCUCAAAACUCUACCCCCAGAAAAUCUCUAUAUCCAGAAGUCAUCCACUCAAACCCUGAUCUUCAAUCCUCAUCUUCCAACCUCUACCCCACAAUCGACAUGCGCGACCUCGUUGAAAAUCUCUUCCCUGACCCACAAGAAUACUAUCAUCAUGCCCCCUCAGCUCCACCGGAGGCCAUCGAGGAAGUAUUGAUCAAAAUCCCCGGUGCCAUUCUCAAUCUAAUCGACAAAAACUAUAGCGUCGAGCUCGCUUGUGGAGAUCUAUCCAUUGUCCGCCUCCGCCAGGGGGAUAAUAUUUUCGCCGUUCUCGCUCGAGUCGCUGACGAGAUCCAAUGGCCAUUAGCCAAGGACGAGGCCGCAGUAAAACUUGACGAUUCGCAUUAUUUUUUCUCCCUCAGGAUGCCCAAGGAGCAUCAUGACUCGGAUUCGAGCAGUGAUGAGGACGACAAGAAGAGUAGAAACGAAAAUGGCAGUGAUUCGAAUGAUAUUUUGAAUUAUGGUUUGACCAUUGCAUCCAAAGGGCAGGAAGCGUUGUUGAAGGAGUUCGAUGGCAUUUUACAGGCUUAUAGCUGUUUUACGGUCCAGAAAGUUUCGGAGAGCGCGAUAACUAAGGGAGAGGCUUUGUUGAGUGAUUUGACAGUGAAGGAAACUUCACCAGCUGAUUUGCAGUACAAGGAGAAGAAAGAAAAGAUGGAGGGAAGGUGUGCGGCCUAUUGGACCACAUUGGCGCCCAAUGUGGAGGACUACAGUAGCACUGCUGCGAAGGUGAUUGCUGUGGGUUCGGGGCAUCUGAUUAAGGGCAUUUUGUGGUGCGGUGAUGUGACUGUCGAUAGGAUGAAAUGGGGGAAUGAGGUCAUGAAGAGAAGGAUGAGUCCCAAAUCGAAGUCAGAGAUUAGUCCUGACACUAUGAAAAGGAUCCGAAGAGUUAAGAAGUUGACAAAAAGGACAGAGAAAGUCGCCAAUGGAGUUCUCUCUGGGGUUCUGAAAGUAUCUGGAAUUUUCACUAGUAAAGUUGCCAAUUCAAAAGUGGGCAAGAAAUUCUUUGGCCUUCUGCCAGGGGAAAUUGUGCUUGCCUCCCUGGAUGGAUUUAACAAGUUAUGCGAUGCUGUUGAAGUAGCUGGAAGGAACGUCAUGUCAACAUCAUCCACUGUGACAACUGAACUCGUUAACCACAGAUACGGUGAACAAGCUGCUGAGGCUACUAGUGAGGGUCUUGAUGCUGCUGGGCAUGCCAUAGGAACUGCAUGGGCUGCAUUUAAGCUUCGAAAAGCACUUAAUCCAAAAAGUUCUUUAAAACCCAGCAGCCUGGCGAAGUCUGCUCUUAAAGCUGCUGCCGCAGAGAUGAAGGAUAAGAAUUCAAAAUAACUACGGACGGAUCUUCUUAAAACAUUGCAGAACUUCAGCUGUAACAAAUUAGAUUUAUCCUUUGCUGCUUGUUGUAAAUCUAGCCUUUGUAUUUUUUUUGCCGUUAAUUUGUAAUUACUGUUGCAUAUAUCUUACCGGGCCUAUUAAAAAUGAUUAUAGCUUUAUUUUGUAUAAUUUUUUCUAGACUGUGUUUUCAGCUUCA
Messenger RNA from Manihot esculenta (cassava), 1771 nucleotides. Its product is annotated as protein EARLY-RESPONSIVE TO DEHYDRATION 7, chloroplastic. Gene Ontology annotation, cellular component: plasma membrane. Lineage: Eukaryota; Viridiplantae; Streptophyta; Magnoliopsida; Malpighiales; Euphorbiaceae. The record is from RefSeq and is a predicted model, not a curated record. The transcript has 4 exons. The coding region runs from base 199 to 1569 and encodes 456 amino acids.